AUGGCCUUUUCCAACCAGACCCCGACCAUUGUCGUGCUCAAGGAAGGAACCGACGCCCUGCAGGGCAGAGGCCAGAUCUUAAAUAACAUCAACGCCUGUUUGGCGAUCCAGGAGACCCUCAAACCCACGUUGGGUCCAUUUGGAUCAGACAUUUUGAUCAAGUCUUCCAACGGCAAAACCACCAUUUCCAACGAUGGUGCCACGAUUUUGAAGUUGUUGGAUAUUGUUCACCCAGCUGCCAAGAUGCUUGUGGAUAUUUCCCGUGCCCAGGACGCUGAAGUCGGAGAUGGUACCUCCUCUGUGACCAUCUUAGCAGGUGAGUUCUUGAAGGAGACUAAGACGUUUAUUGAGGACGGCAUUUCGCUGCAUCUCAUCACAAAGGGAUUGAGAAAAGCCUGCGAGUUGGCGGUCAAGAAGAUCGAGGAGAUCCAGGUGGAGAUCAAGAAAGAGGACACUACACAGUUCAGAGAGCUCUUGGAGAGAUGUGCCAAGACGGCGAUGUCGUCGAAGUUGAUUUCGAAGAACUCGGACUUCUUCACGAAGAUGGUCGUUGAUGCCGUCUUGACGUUGGAUGACGACUUGGACGAGAAGUUGAUUGGUAUCAAGAAGGUUCCAGGUGGAGCCAUGGAGGAGUCGCUUUUCGUGGACGGUGUUGCAUUCAAGAAGACGUUUUCCUACGCCGGUUUCGAGCAGCAGCCCAAGAGAUUCACCAACCCCAAGAUCCUCAACCUCAAUGUCGAGUUGGAGUUGAAGGCCGAGAAGGAUAAUGCCGAGGUGAGGGUGGACCAGGUGAAGGACUACCAGGCGAUCGUGGACGCCGAGUGGCAGAUUAUCUUCGACAAGUUGGAGGCCAUCAAGGACUCUGGCGCCAACAUUGUCCUUUCCAAAUUGCCUAUCGGCGACUUGGCUACGCAGUAUUUCGCUGACAGAGACAUCUUCUGUGCUGGUCGUGUGAGCAGCGAAGACAUGGACCGUGUGAUCAAGGCUGUGGGUGGUUCAAUUCAGUCUACAGUGAGCGGCAUCAGCGAAAAGGCCGUCGGUACAUGUGCUGAGUUUGAGGAGGUCCAGAUUGGUGGAGACAGAUACAACUUGUUCCGUGGGUGUCCCGAGGCCAGAACGUGUACGUUAGUGUUGAGAGGAGGCGCCGAGCAGGUGAUUGCCGAGGUCGAGAGAUCGUUGCAUGACGCCAUCAUGAUUGUCAAGAGAGCCGUGAAGCACCGCACAGUUGUCGCUGGAGGAGGAGCCAUUGAGAUGGAGAUCUCCAAGUACCUCAGGGAGCACUCCAAGACGGUGGCGGGCAAGCAGCAGUUGAUCAUUGGAGCGUUUGCACGUGCGUUGGAGAUUAUCCCCAGGCAAUUGUGCGAGAAUGCCGGGUUGGAUGCCAUUGAGCUCUUGAACGUGUUGCGCAGCUCGCACGCCAAAGGAGAGAAGUGGUACGGUAUCGACUUCCACAAGGAGUCUGUGGGCAACAACAUGGAGAGUUUCAUCUGGGAGCCAUCACUUGUGAAGAUCAAUGCGCUUCAGUCGGCGACGGAGGCGGCCACAUUGCUUCUUUCUGUGGACGAGACCAUCAAGAACCUGGAGUCGGAGCAGGCGGCUGCGGGACGUGGGCGUGGAGCGUUCUAA
Molecule: messenger RNA, 1626 nt
Organism: Candidozyma duobushaemuli
Lineage: Eukaryota; Fungi; Ascomycota; Pichiomycetes; Serinales; Metschnikowiaceae
Gene: CCT7
Product: chaperonin-containing T-complex subunit
Exons: 1
Coding region: 1-1626 (541 amino acids)
Biological process (GO): protein folding
Cellular component (GO): chaperonin-containing T-complex
Molecular function (GO): ATP binding; ATP hydrolysis activity; ATP-dependent protein folding chaperone
Source: RefSeq, a predicted model, not a curated record